GCGAAUCCGAUCGAGAGAUCUCAAUCGAUUAUCAUUAGUCGGCGUGAUUCUUGCCGCGGUUUGAGAAAAAUGCCGUUCGAUCAAUUAUAAGGAUCGAAUGAAUGUGAUGCAGAAAUUGGACGACCGUCGUAGGUGCCUAUUAUGACUGAGUACCUGGACACCCACUUUGUUCGGGCUCUUUGCCGCGAUCCAGACAGACGAACUCUUCAGGAUCUGCAGAUUAUUUAUUACGGAUUAUUGGGUCUCGAAGCACUUCGACCCUGCAGGGAUUCCAUACUUCGGGGAUUGUGCAAAAUUGUUCGCUACGAGAGACACCAUGCGAAUCACGUGCUUUACUACACCGGCGAACUUGCCACCAGCUGGUACAUCUUGCUCUCCGGUUCCGUCUUCAUCGAUGGAUCUAUGUUUCUGCCCCGUUCCAGCUUUGGUAAGCGGACGGGAGGAAGCGCCCGGAGGCCGAACGAAUGCUUCGUCCUGGAACCCUCCGAGAUGAUUGUCAUCGACUACCCCGAAGUACACGGUGGAGGCGGCAGAAUCCACAGACCGCCGCAUCCAAUCACCGACCAUCGCCAAGUCAACUUGGACUUCGAUGAUACGUUUUCGCAGGGCCUGACUGGCAGGCCAGAAUUAAUGCAAAAGUCAAACAGAAGCAGCCAUUCCAGUGAUACGAGCUCUGCUUACAGCGGCUCUGACACAAUGACGUCCGUUCAAAGCUCCUUGGAUGCCGACGAGGUCGAUCUGUCUGGACUUGUCGAGUCCAUAGUAGACAGCGACGAGGAAGAAGACCUUGCCGAAAGCAUGGAUAGCCUGACUGUCCGUGACACGAUAAGAGACUGUUUGGAGAAAGAUCCUGUGGACCGAACUGCGGAUGACAUAGACAUACUUCUGGAAUUUACCCAACACUUGAAAGCCUUUACGAAUAUGACCUUAGCUGUGCGAAGAGCAUUGUGUGCCGUAAUGGUGUUCGCCGUCGUCGAGAGAGCUGGAAUGAUCGUUCUGAACGAUGGUGAAGAAUUGGACAGCUGGAGCGUGCUAAUAAAUGGAGCAGUUGAAGUUGAGCACAGUAAUGGCCAAAUCGAGCAGCUCCAGAUGGGGGACAGUUUUGGUGUUCAACCAACUAAAGAGCGCCUCUUGCAUCGAGGGGUAAUGAAAACGAAGUGUGAUGAUUGUCAGUUUGUGUGCGUAACGCAGGACGAUUACUGCAAAAUCCAGAGUCAGGGUGUCGAGAAUACAAAACGGCACGAAGAAAAUGGUCGAGUAAUAUUAGUCACCGAAUUACGAAGCGCGUCAGAUGGAACCGGGCGUAAGAGUCACGUCGUUAUUCGUGGGACUCCGGAACGUUUGAUGCUACAAUUAAUAAAAGAAACUAGCACUACAGAUCCCACCUACGUUGACGAUUUUUUGUUGACGCAUAGAACUUUUAUUGACAAUCCACUGUUGGUAGCUAAUCAACUUUUAGAAUGGUUCACUGAACCACAAGUGAGGGAUCGUGUAACGAGAGUUGUGUUAUUUUGGGUGAAUAACCAUUUCACGGAUUUUGAAACUGACCCAGCAAUGAUGGAGUUUCUGGAGACGUUUGAGAUCGGAUUGGAAAAAGAAAAGAUGCACGGCCAGUUGAGAUUGCUGAAUAUUGCGUGUGCGGCAAAAGCGAGAACGCGAAAUGUUACAUUGACAAGACCGAGCAGAGACGAAGUCCUGCAUUUCAGCAUACUCGGUGGUUAUGAGAGAAAUUUUGGAAUUUUCAUCUCUAAAGUUGACAAACGAUCAAAGGCUGAAGACGUCGGACUGAAGAGAGGGGAUCAAAUUCUUGAAGUAAACAGACAAAGCUUCGAGCACGUCAGUCACGCAAAAGCCCUUGAAAUUCUCAGAGGAUCAACGCAUCUUAGUAUUACAGUAAAGUCCAAUCUUCUUGCAUUCAAGGAAAUGCUACAGACACCCGACAACUCACCGAGACCAAGGGGAAGGGUGAGCAAAUCGGAAAUUACGAGAUUACAAACCGACCUCAGAUUAUCGGCGCAUACGGAUCCAUUAACACCAGUAAAUCCCAUUAAUCCUUUGGUCUGCAACGUACCGUUAAUGACCGACACUAACAUCUCGCCGUGUAAAGACGCUAAGAAGGAACACAAGGGUUUCAUGACGCUAGCGCCGAAAAAGAAGCUGCAAAGGGCACUGGAGAAGAUAAGAAUAUUGCCAAAGAAUACUAUCAACGAUGGCGUACACGUUGAUGACCCACUAGGGCCCCCCCAUACCCCACCAGGUACGGGACUCACCCAAACUUCGAACCUCUAUCAUUCCAGAAGCAACCCAGACCUCACUGCGAUGUAUUACGAAGAUCGUGCACCAGAUUAUCCUGAACACGUUCUCAAGGUUUACAAAGCUGACCAGACUUGUAAAUAUUUAUUAGUAAACAAAGAGACGACAGCCCAUGAGGUUGUAAUGCUGGCUCUGCGAGAAUUUGGUAUAACGGAUAGCAGUUCGAAUUUUUCACUGACAGAGGUGAGCGUCAGGGAAGGCAGUAUGAUAAGGAAUCGUCAGUUGCCUGAUAAUCUGCAAAAUCUAGCAGAAACUAUAGGUCUUAGUUCUCGUUACUACCUAAAAACAAAGGGUGUAUCCGAGAUUCUCGUUGCCGAUGAUCAGGCGCCCGAACUUAUCCGCGAAUCGCAAGUUCACUUUCUUCAUCUAAAUGCUGUUGAAGUUGCGAUUCAGUUGACGCUGCAAGAUUUCAGCAUAUUUAGGAAAAUCGAGUCGACCGAAUAUGUCGAUGAUUUAUUUGAGCUGAGGAGUAGGUAUGGCACGCCAAUGCUCACGGACUUUGCCGAGCUCGUCAAUAGAGAAAUGUUCUGGGUUGUGACAGAAAUUUGUUCGGAGCACAAUCUUGUCAGACGAAGCAAAAUCAUUAAACAAUUUAUCAAAAUUGCUCGGCAAUGUAAAGAAUGCAAAAAUUUCAACUCAAUGUUCGCAAUCGUUUCUGGAUUGGGUCAUGCGGCUGUUGGUCGUCUUCGAGCAACGUGGGAGAAACUGCCUACUAAAUAUCAAAGGUUAUUCAAUGAUCUGGAAAAGCUCAUGGAUCCGAGUCGAAACAUGAGCCAGUACAGGCAGCUGAUAGCAUCGGAACAAACUCAACCGCCUAUCAUUCCUUUUUACCCGGUUGUUAAGAAAGACUUGACUUUUAUUCAUCUGGGUAAUGACUCCAGGGUUGAAGGGCUAAUCAAUUUUGAAAAGCUCAGAAUGAUUGCCAAGGAGGUACGAGCACUAACGAAAAUGUGCUCCUCGCAGUACGAUUUACAAACCAUGACAGACAUCGGAGGACAAGCAUUGAGUUCAGCAAUGGUAUCGAUGAAUCAAAUGAACUCCGCGAAUCAAGGGGGACAAACGGCAACCGUGAAGAGACGGAAGAAGUCAACGGCAGCCCCGAAUCCCAAAAAAAUGUUCGAAGAGGCUCAGAUGGUUCGCAGAGUAAAAGCUUACCUAGCCAACAUGGAAGUGAUUACAGAUGAAGAGCGUUUACACGCGCUUUCCGCCGAGUGCGAACCCCACGCAGGUGCGGUGGCGAUUGCUGCAGCCGUGCCGUUGGCCAAAAGAGCUAUGAGACACCCGUCACCCACGCUCUCGACAACGAGCAGCGCAAGUAGUACAAGCGAAGGUCGGAAAAGCAUACAAGGCACCAAAUUUGGGGCAGCAUCGCCGCAAGCACAGAGAAAAAUACUUGCUUUGUCGGACCCACAUAAGACGAGACCGCACCAACCAAAACACUGCCCACCUCCACUUCCUAUACCUGGCCUAGCUCUGCAUGCAGGUGGCUUAGAACCCAGUCCCGGAGCACCGAGAAGAGUCGGAUCAGCGACGAGGGUUCCGAUGCACGAGAGAUCGCAUAGCGAUACACCUUCUGGACUGCCGCCUCCUGUUGAUCUGAGUGCAGAAAGCAGCAGUGUUACUAGUCUGAGUAACCUGCAACCGCUGAGAAAAACACUAACGAGUGGUUCUGUGACAAGCAGUGACAGUGGUCACAGUACUCAAUUGGACAGUCACAGUGGCAGCAGUGUUGAAGCCGGUGGCAGCCCGCCUCCUUCGCAGAGACGACACUCAGCUAUGCAAGGGUCUGUAAUGAGGGGGGGACUACCUCCGUUCCCACACGCAGUCGCUGUGCUGCCUCCACUUCCUGCCACCUACAACCACUACUAUCACCACCCCCAACCUCCUCAAGGGCUUACAGGUAUAGGAGUUGGUGUUGGCUUGCCUCCUGGAGGAAUGAUGAUGCGAGGUGGCCCAACCCGCCAACCACCUGCCUAUAAAGUAGCAGCGCAGAUGGCUAGGCUCCACAGAUUGGGCAGAGCCCAUAGCCACGAGGGGGUCACGUAUCACACCGACCACGAUGAUGAUGACGAGGAUGCUCAAGUUUCGGCGGUGUAAUCUUCGGUAAGAUUAGAACUAGCCGAUUUUAUUUUUACGUUAGGUAAUUUCUUGUUGGAAGAAAAAGAAAGACAA
Molecule: messenger RNA, 4485 nt
Organism: Diprion similis
Lineage: Eukaryota; Metazoa; Arthropoda; Insecta; Hymenoptera; Diprionidae
Product: rap guanine nucleotide exchange factor 2-like
Exons: 21
Coding region: 142-4410 (1422 amino acids)
Biological process (GO): Ras protein signal transduction; positive regulation of GTPase activity
Cellular component (GO): plasma membrane; apical plasma membrane
Molecular function (GO): protein binding; guanyl-nucleotide exchange factor activity
Source: RefSeq, a predicted model, not a curated record